AUGAGGCGUUUGCGUAAAUUGAAUAAACUGCCAAAGCUGUCCCCAUUUUCCUUCAUCUAUCUCCUGGUCUCUAAGAGCUCAGGACAGACCCCAGAGCAGCAGCCAAGCCGGGUCGUCGGGGCGGGGGUCUCCCAGGCCAAGAGCCCCGAUGGGAGGGAGUGGGUGGGGAGCGAGGCGCCCCCGAGCUCCGGGGCUCCGCGCAGCAUUAAAGUGAGCGCCGAGUCGGCGGUGGCGGCGGCGGCGGCGGCGGCGCGGGGCUGGCGCCGGUACGGCCCUGGCGGCGCCCAGGCCUGGGGCGGGGGCUGUAGCAGCAGCUGCGGCGGCGGCGGCGGCGGCGGCGGCGCCUGGAGCUGCUGCACAGAGGCGGAGGCUGCUCCUGGACGCGUCCGGGCCGCUCAGCCGGAGCCCCAGACCGGAGACGCCGGGCGGUGCGCUGGGUGCUGCGGCUGCUGCCCGCCGGCCGCCGCCCGGGCUCCCGCUGCCACCCGGGCCCCGGCCGCCACUCGCGCCCCGGUCGACCCCUCCCGCGUGUGUGCCCCAGCCGGGACGCCGCCCCCGGCCGGGUCUCCACUUCUCGGCCGCACCUCCCAUGACAGCGCCCGCUCGAAGAUGGCUGCGAAGGGUGCGCACGGCUCCCACCUGAAGAUGGAGAGCGAGCUGGAGCGCUGCCGCGCCGAGGGCCACUGGGACCGCAUGCCAGAGCUGGUCCGGCAGAUGCAGACGCUAGUCGUGCCCGGCAGCGGGGGCGGCCGGCGAGCCAACCCGAACGCCGUGCUCACCUCUGUGGACACCGAUGGCUUUGGGAAAUUGCUCCUGGCUGAGGCCCUCCUGGAGCAGUGUUUGAAGGAGAACCACGCCAAGAUUAAAGACUCUAUCCCUCUGCUGGAGAAGAGUGAGCCGAAGAUGAAUGAAGCCAGAAACUAUCUGAGCAGUAUCCUUAAUCACGGGAGGCUGCCGCCGCAGUACAUGCGUGAGGCCAUGCUGAUCCUGGGCAAGCUGCAUUACGUGGAGGGCUCGUACCGAGAUGCCAUCAGCAUGUACGCGCGGGCCGGGAUUGAUGACAUGUCCAUGGAGAAUAAGCCCCUGUAUCAGAUGCGUCUGCUGGCGGAGGCCUUUGUCAUCAAAGGCCUCUCCCUGGAACGCCUACCCAACUCCAUCGCUUCCCGCCACCGCCUGACCGAGAGGGAGGAGGAAGUGAUCACCUGUUUCGAGAGGGCCUCCUGGAUCGCUCAGGUGUUCCUGCAGGAAUUGGAGAAGAUCACAAGUAACACCACAUCCCGGCACCUGAAAGGAUCUCACCCGCUCGACUACGAGCUCACCUACUUCCUGGAAGCUGCACUCCAGAGCGCUUAUGUGACAAACCUGAAGAAGGGAAAAAAAUUUGCUGGCCCCGUAUUCUAG
Messenger RNA from Physeter macrocephalus (sperm whale), 1401 nucleotides. RefSeq names its product tetratricopeptide repeat domain 7A (gene TTC7A). Gene Ontology annotation, cellular component: plasma membrane. The coding region runs from base 1 to 1401 and encodes 466 amino acids. The record is from RefSeq and is a predicted model, not a curated record. Gene Ontology annotation, biological process: phosphatidylinositol phosphate biosynthetic process; protein localization to plasma membrane. The transcript is spliced from 8 exons. NCBI's taxonomy places the organism in Eukaryota, Metazoa, Chordata, Mammalia, Artiodactyla, Physeteridae.